Molecule: messenger RNA, 3642 nt
Organism: Neomonachus schauinslandi (Hawaiian monk seal)
Lineage: Eukaryota; Metazoa; Chordata; Mammalia; Carnivora; Phocidae
Gene: RIPOR2
Product: RHO family interacting cell polarization regulator 2
Exons: 23
Coding region: 49-3330 (1093 amino acids)
Source: RefSeq, a predicted model, not a curated record
GCGUGCGUGCUGCGCUCCUGCUGUCGCCGGCUGAUCGCCCUCUCCAAGAUGCAGUAUCUGGACCCCGAGGAGCUCCUGGGCGAGGAAGAGGAUGAUAUUUUUGGUGAAGGACUACCAGCCAGACUCCCAGAAAUCAUGUUGGUAGGAUCCCAGUCCUUCUCUCCUGGGGGGCCCAAUGGGAUCAUCAGAAGCCAGUCCUUCGCGGGGUUCAGCGGCCUUCAGGAGAGACGGUCCAGAUGUAACUCCUUCAUCGAAAAUCCCUCCGCUCUUAAGAAGCCUCAGGCCAAACUGAAGAAAAUGCACAAUUUAGGACACAAAAACAACAACCCUCCCAAAGAGCCUCAGCCUCAGAGGGUAGAAGAGGUCGUCAGAGCCUUGAAAAACGGACUCGAUGAAUAUCUGGAGGUUCACCAGACAGAGUUGGACAAGCUGACAGCUCAGUUAAAAGACAUGAGAAGAAACUCUCGCCUGGGUGUGCUGUAUGACCUAGACAAGCAAAUUAAAACGAUUGAAAGAUACAUGAGACGCCUGGAAUUUCACAUUAGUAAGGUAGAUGAACUCUACGAAGGGUAUUGUAUCCAAAGACGCCUCCAAGAUGGUGCCAGCAAAAUGAAGCAAGCCUUCGCGGCCUCGCCUAGCAGCCGAGCUGCCCGUGAGAGCCUCUCGGAGAUCAGUCGCAGCUACAGGGAGUACACGGAGAAUAUGUGCACCAUCGAGGCAGAGCUGGAGAAUCUGCUGGGGGAGUUCUCCAUCAAGAUGAAAGGUCUGGCUGGUUUUGCUCGCCUCUGUCCGGGAGAUCAAUAUGAAAUUUUCAUGAAGUACGGCCGACAGAGGUGGAAGCUGAAAGGCAAGAUAGAAGCCAAUGGCAAGCAGAGCUGGGAUGGGGAGGAAGUGGUGUUCCUGCCCCUGAUCGUUGGAUUCAUCUCCAUCAAGGUCACAGAACUCAAAGGGCUCGCCACGCACCUCCUGGUCGGCAGUGUGACCUGCGAGACCAAAGAGCUCUUUGCUGCCCGACCUCAGGUGGUGGCCGUUGACAUCAACGACCUCGGCACCAUCAAACUGAGCCUGGAGAUCACCUGGUACCCAUUUGAUGUGGAGGACAUGACCGCGUCCUCGGGCACUGGGAACAAGGCGGCAGCCCUCCAGAGGAGAAUGUCCAUGUAUAGCCAGGGUACUCCAGAGACGCCCACUCUGAAGGAUCACUCCUUCUUCAGGUGGUUGCGGCCUUCAGCAGCCAAGCCGCGGCGGCUGUCUGUCUUGAGUGCCUUGCAGGACACUUUCUUUGCCAAGCUAUCCCGCAGCUGCUCUUUCAGUGACCUGCCCUCCCUCAGGCUGAGACCCAAGGCCGAGCUAGAGUUUUCCUCUAAUCUACCUGAUGACGUCUUUGACCACGGAAAGGCAGCUGAGGAGAAAACGCCCCUGUCUCUCAGCGUCAGCGACCUGCCCAACGGGGACUGUGCCCUCACCCCCCACCCCACCAGCUCUCCGUCCACCACGGGCUCAGCAAAUCCAGAAAUUACCAUCACCCCCUCAGAGCUCAGCCACAGCAACCUGGCCUCCCAGAACGAGGGCACGGAGGACUCCGGCUCAGCAUCUUCCAGAAGCUCCUCCAGAGGAGGCCCAGAGCCAGAGCCACAGGUGAAGGAGGACACAGACGGGCCCCGGACCCCUGAGGCGGGCCGAGCGUCUGCAGGGGCCGGCCCAGCGCACCUGUUCCUGGAGAAGGAUGUGGCGGAGGCUCUCCUGGGAGAGUCUGACGAGGCCUCCGAGCUCAAGCCCGUGGAGCUGGACACGUUCGAAGGAAACAUCACGAAGCAGCUGGUCAAGAGGCUCACUUCGGCCGAGGUGCCGGUGGCCACGGAGAGGCUGCUCUUUGAGGGCUCUGUCAGUGGAGAGUCCGAAGGCUGUAGAUCCUUCCUCGAUGGAAGCUUGGAGGAUGCGUUCAGUGGGCUAUUCCUUGCAUUAGAACCACAUAAAGAGCAGUACAAAGAGUUUCAGGAUCUGAACCAAGAAGUCAUGCGUUUGGAUGAUAUCCUAAAAUGCAAGCCAGCCGGAAGCCGCAGCAGGUCUUCCAGUUUAAGUCUUACAGUUGAAAGUGCUUUAGAAAGCUUUGAUUUCCUGAACACCUCUGAUUUUGACGAGGAGGAGGAGGAUGGUGAUGAGGUUUGUAAUGUUGGUGGAGGCGCGGACUCAGUAUUUUCAGACACUGAGACUGAGAAAAAUAGCACUUACAGAUCAGUACACCCCGAAGCCAGGGGGCACCUCAGCGAAGCGCUCACGGAAGACACGGGAGUUGGGACUAGUGUGGCCGGAAGCCCCCUGCCGCUGACCACAGGCAAUGAGAGUCUGGACAUCGCCAUUGUCGGGCACCUUCAGUACUGCACCCAGCUCGUUCAGCAAAUUGUUUUCUCAAGCAAAACCCCAUUCGUGGCGAGCAAUCUCUUAGAGAAGCUUUCUAGGCAAAUCCAGGUGGUGGAGAAACUGUCAGCAGUCAGCCAUGAGAACAUAGGGAACAUGAGUUCCGUCAUUGAAGCCAUCCCAGAAUUUCACAAAAAGCUGUCUUUGCUGUCCUUCUGGACCAAGUGCUGCAGCCCAGUGGCCGUCUACCACAGCUCGGCCGACCGAGUGAUGAAGCAGCUAGAAGCUGGCUUCGCCAGAACCAUCAACAGAGAAUACCCAGGACUUGCAGACCCAGUGUUCCGAACCCUGGUCUCCCAAAUCCUGGACCGGGCUGAGCCUCUGCUCCCCUCCAGCCUCCCUUUGGAAGUCAUCACUGUUUUCCAGUAUUACAGUUACUUUACCAGCCACGGUGUGAGCGACCUCGAGAGUCACGUGAACCAGCUGGCCAAGCAAGUUUCCUUGAUUCAGACUCUGCAAUCGCUGAGAGAUGAGAAACUGCUGCAGGCCAUGAGUGACCUCGCACCCAGCAGCCUCCCGGCCCAGCAGGAAGUACUCCGGACCCUGGCCCUGCUGCUCAUGAGGAAUGACAGCCAAGUGAGCCAGGCUGUGAUGCUUUACCUGGCUGCAGCCUCCAGAGAUGAGCAUUUCAGGGAAAAGGCCUUGCUCUAUUACUGUGAAGCGCUGACAAAGGCAAACCUCCAGCUCCAGAAGGCAGCUUGUCUGGCCCUGAAGAGCCUGCAGGCCACCGAAAGCAUUAAAAUGCUCGUGACGUUGUGUCAGUCCGACACUGAAGAAAUCAGAAACGUGGCCUCCGAGACCCUCUUGUCUCUCGGGGAAGACGGGCGGCUGGCAUAUGAACAACUGGACAAGUUUCCUCACUGUGUUCACGUUGGAGGGCGCCAUGGGACGGAAGUCGCUACAGCAUUUUAAUGUGCUCUCCCGUACAGCUCUCUUUCUAAAGGGCCCUGUUCAUCAAGGUGGUGCUGGGGUCGAGCGGGAAUGCUUACAACUUGAAGCGCUCUGUUGAGAUUGUCUGGAAAUGUAACGUGUUAUAGAUAGAAUUCAAAAUCGAGUUUUCCAGGACCUAGCCACUUUUCCUUUGGCCAGUAGAAUCGGGCUGUGUAGUACUCUGUAGAUUUUAUUGUCGAUGGCGUCUGACAGUACUUAGUUAAAGAGCCCAUCUUAUCGCAUAUGUGUGGAAUUUUAAAACCGCCAUCUUUGUACUUUUUUGGAAGUUCUUCU